UCUAUCGUUUUUAAUUUCUGCGUCGCUUUGUUUCGUUUGCUUUGCAUUUUCUGCACGGUGUCAUGUCAGUUCGUCGGUCCGGGUUGGUGCUCCUGUGCGCGGUGUUGGCGGUGACUCGUGCCCGCAGGAGUUCACCGGAGCAGGAGGAUGUUCAGGAGAAAAUCAACAGCGCCAGAUGCACGUCAAGGUGCCUCACUCUGCACAUGACUCAGCUAACUGCUGCCUUCAGACACCUCCAGAGUGACCAAGUUCUGGUUUGGUGUGAAAACCACAGACGCUGUGCUCAGUGCCUACAGCCAUGCAAAGAACUGUGGGAAACCAGGAAGGUUCUUUCUCCAAAGUCCUGUGAGAAGCAGACAGAGUGUGUGACGAGCAGGGAGUUUCUGACCUCUCUGAGGUCGUCUCGUCAGGGGGACUGCCCUCCGCCUCAGCGAGCCACCGGAUUCGCCGCAGCUUGCGUGGAGAGCUGCUCAUCAGACCAGCAUUGUCCCUCCCCCAGGAAAUGCUGCCCUAAUGGCUGCGGACACACUUGCCAAGCCCCAGCCAAUCUAUAUAAAGGUGUUCCUCUUAAGCCUCGCAGAGAGAUGAGCUUCGUGGAGGAUUCAGAGGGUCACAUGAAGGUGGUGUGGGUGUCAAAGUUCAAUGUCAGUGUGGAGCCGGUCGUCUACAUGCUCCAGUCCCGCUGGAACGUUGGGAUUCAUCCCAGUGAAGACCAUGCCUCUCAAUGGACCACUGUUGCCAUGACACUUUCUGAAGAUGUGCUUCUGUCAGAUUUGAGACCCCAGCGCUGGUACCAGUUCAGAGUAGCAGCCAUCAACAGCCAAGGCAGCAGAGGCUUCAACACACCCAGCAAGCACUACAUCUCCAGUAAAGACCCCUCAACUCCAGACCCUCCAAUAAAUGUCAGAGUGAGCAACCAGACUGUCGACUGGAAUGGCGUACAACCAGGCACCCAGCUUGCAGAAAGGUUGAGGGGAAGUGGGGUCACAGUGGCUGUCUUAUUAAGCUGGGAGCCCCCCAGAGAGGGAGACCUGCCAGUGCACAACUACAGAGUGACUUGGAUGUCUCGACAUGCACACACAGCGCACAAAAACACACACACACUGCGUGCACACACGCAAACGGUGCACAAUAAUAUGCACACACAUCCUGUACACUCACACACACUAGAGCAGGGAAGAAAGGAGAGCAGCAGAGUGACUCAAGGGGCACAGUGUGAGCUGUGGCUGCAGGGUCUGCUGCCUGCUACUUCCUACUUCCUGUCUGUCCAGACCGUGGCCUACUGGGGUCAGAAGAGGCUGAAAAGUCCCAGAGCCCAAAUUGUUUUCACCACAAAAACUUAUGCAGGCGAAGACUUCUCCAAUGAGCUACCCUCCUCAUCAUCAUCCUCAUCAUCUCUUCCUUCCUCUCCUUCCCUCUCAUCAUCCUCUCCUUCCUCCUCUGACCUCCCUGUCUCUUCCUCUCUGCCUCACCCUGAGUCCCCUCUUAACCCUGCCCCUGGGAACCUGCGCCUAGAAGUCGCUGCCCCUCAUUACCAUGACGACCAGCUGCAGGUCAAGGUGUUCUGGAAGUGGCCUCAUCAUGGCAGGCAGAGACACCCUGGUCCAUACAUCUUGCGGUGGCGUCCACAUACCUGCAGUACUAAUGUUACAGGCACAGAGAGAACAACAACUGUGCAGGGCACCCAUCACACCAUCACAGGCCUGCUGUUCGCCUGUAAGUACCAGGUCAGCGUGGCAAUGAAGGCUGACCCAGGGUCAGAGGCUGUUGCCUGGGUUACGACCCCAACUUGCUCCUCCAUCAGAGUCAGAGGAGGCAGAGCUUUGCCCUGCAAUGCUGAGGAGCGCCUCCUGUCAGGCAGAAAGGUGGUACUGCGUCCAGAACGACUGACCGCAGACUUUAAACAAGUCAAUGGCACCCUGCUCACGACGCUCCGCUGGAGGAUGUCCCAGCAUGCACUGGAUCCGGCAGCUGUGGAGGGUUUCCAGUUCACCUGGACGCUGCAAUCAGGGGUUACAUCAGCAACAGAAGGGCAGGAAGACACACUCAUCUCACAGACACAGACAAUCGCACCGUGGCAGCGCUCUGUGUCAGUUCAAGGUCUUCAGGCUGACAGUGUUUACCAGCUGCAGCUCCAGGUGCUAACAGCAGGGGGCAGCAAUGGCGCCGCAGUCUCCAAGACCAUACAUACUCCAGCCAUCAACACUACACUUUGAUAGGUCCAAACCCCUCUGCUGUCACCGUCUGCUGCAUCACGGUCGUCUUCACCCACAUCCACCUCUCCACUGUCUAUCACAGUGCAACAUGUUUUCAUUGCAGUUUAAGUGUAGAAGACAUGACCACAGUUAUAAAAUAAAGAAAGUUCCCCUGUUGAAGUUGAUCGCUCUCUCAUAUGAACGGUAUUUCCUGCUCCGACUUUUUUCCACCACUGUUAUCCAUUUUCUUCAGAACGGUUGUGAACUCAUUCUAAUGGAAAAAAAUAUAUUAAUCAAUCGUUAAUCUGUCAGUUGAUCCAAAGGUUAUGGCAAGAGUCAAUAUUGUUUUGUAUGCUGUAAAUUUAAAAAACAUAAGUGUAUGUUGCCAGUUUAAAAAGCACCAAGUACUUACAGUUAGUCAAAUGCAUAUCUUUAAGCCAUUUUUUUCUAUUUUUUAAUCAGAACUGCAUAAUUUUCCAAAUGAUUCCUCUUGGUAUUAUUGCCACAGCACUGCAGCACCGCAGGACAUGUAUGUGAAAAGUGAGACUUCUUGCAUGGCUGCUUUUGUACAUGUUUAGUGUUUAGAUGGGACUAAUCAGGUAAUUUCUAAUCAUCUGAUGUCAUUGGAGCCAAGUGACACUUGUAAAGAGACUUAAAAAGCCCUUGUUGUUUUUGAUCAUGCAAGUAGAGAAUGAUAUAGCACUGACCUUCUGUACAAAUAGAAAUAUAUAGCGACAGACUGUGUUUAUUUCAAUGCAUUUUCUGCUGCAUUGUCUUUGAAGCCGCUGGGUCUGAAUUGGCGAGCCGAAGCCUUGAAUUAAGCUCAAAUAUAUUUUAAUAUUUUGUUCAUAUUUGUUUUUUUAAGCUAAUUUUCACUCAGAUAUGUCUGAAUUUGCUUGUUUGUUACAUUUUUUGGCCUUGUGCAGCAUAACUUUGCAUUAUGGUUCACUUAUUACAGAAAACAAUAAUAUGUGACAUUUUACACAGUUAAUAUAGCUAUACCUGUGGUAGAUAUUUUUGUUUUACAAAAGUCAUGACAUUUUUUUGAAAGUUCGGAAACUACUGGUGUCAAGAACCAGUAAUUAUCAUGUUAAUAUUCACCCCAUGUAACUUUUUUUUUUUUUUACAUCUCACUGUUGAUAAUUGUGUACUUAAUUCCUUUACUUUUUAGACCAUUGGUUUUAUUUAUUGUUUUCCAGUUUAGUUUUUUGUAAUUAAAGAUUAUCAAGAUAC
Molecule: messenger RNA, 3428 nt
Organism: Centropristis striata (black sea bass)
Lineage: Eukaryota; Metazoa; Chordata; Actinopteri; Perciformes; Serranidae
Gene: anos1b
Product: anosmin 1b
Exons: 15
Coding region: 63-2216 (717 amino acids)
Biological process (GO): neuron differentiation
Cellular component (GO): extracellular region; cell surface
Molecular function (GO): peptidase inhibitor activity; protein binding
Source: RefSeq, a predicted model, not a curated record